Messenger RNA from Panicum virgatum (switchgrass), 1927 nucleotides. RefSeq names its product protein MAIN-LIKE 1-like. Bases 719 to 1897 code for a protein of 392 amino acids. NCBI's taxonomy places the organism in Eukaryota, Viridiplantae, Streptophyta, Magnoliopsida, Poales, Poaceae. The transcript is spliced from 6 exons. The record is from RefSeq and is a predicted model, not a curated record.
UGAUUUAAGUCAUUGUAAGUUCAUUCUGUCGACUCGGUGCUGUUGCUUGGUGGCACAAUCCAAAACAUAUAAGGUGUUAUAUUGUUGAAUGUGUUUCUAUACGUAUGUUUACCUUUGUACUAAUCGUGCAACCCUAUUUGAAUGUUUUAAUGCAGGUAUGGGCUCGUUGCUAGACCCUGUUAUCGACGUGAGCCACUGGUCUUUCGCCGCAGCAGUUUAGCGCCGAGCCCUUGGAGUGCUACGACCGCGUCCACCAGGAGAGGUCAUCUCUAUACACCAAGAUUGGGUCGAAAGGUUACGUGAGUGCGGUCUACUGACUCUGGGCCGUCUUGUGGAGGGUGGGAUUGUGAAGCUCGACCGAUCCCUCCUGACGGCGCUAGUGGAUAGGUGGAGGCCGAAGACUCACACGUUCCACCUCCCAUGUGGGGAGCUGACUCCGACGCUGCAGGACGUGGCCUACCUACUGGGUCUCCCUAUCGUCGGUGAUGCCGUAGGUCCGCGUGUGGUGCCGGCUUCGUGGAAGGAUGACCUGGAGGAGCGCUUUGUUCCGGUACAGCGCGUGGCAGCAGCAGGACCGAUCAACCCGCACCCGCGAGCCGUAGGUCCUUCGAAGACCUGGUUGCUACAGUUUACACCUACCCAGUUGGAUGCGGAUGCGGACGAGUAUAGUGUGACCAGAUUGCUGGAGGCGUACCUGCUAUGGUUGUUUGGUUACAUCAUGUUCAACAACACCCAUGGCAACUCCGUCGACAGGAUCCUACUUCCAUACGCACGAGAGAUUGCGGAUGCAGAGGAUGACUUACCGCCCUACAGUUGGGGUUCGGCGGUAUUGGCGGCCACCUACCGUGGACUCUGCGAUGGGUGCAGCAAGACCGAUGGUGAGGUUAUUUUCUCGGGGUGCCCACUCCUGCUUCAGCUUUGGUCAUACGAGAGAAUAGCGGUUGGUCGCCCUAUCGUGAGCCAGGAGCCAUACCACGACAUCUUGUACGGCGACGACGAGGAGGGUUGGCCCACGAUGGGUACCCUCUGGAACUGGCGUCAGAGAUCUUGGGCACAUGCCCAGGUUAGGCGUGCAUAUCCUGAGUUCGUGUCGGAGCUGGAUAUGCUGACGCCAGCGGACAUUAUCUGGGAGCCAUACACCUCAGAGGCGGUGGCGAGACGUGCACCUUUAGGCCUGUCUCCACACUGCUCUGCGAAUGCGGGCAUGUGGCUUACUACAGCCGUCCUUGUUUACGACAUCGCGGUUGAGGCGCAUUGCCCGCACAGGGUCAUGAGACAGUUUGGACAGCGACAGGAGUUUCCGGUGGCCACGGCUUUGGACCGAGUCGAACGGCACAACCACAGGUUGUCGAGGAGUGGCAUGCUGUGCUCAGCCGUUUGGCUCACCACGAUGCAACCGUGGUUGGAGCAAUGGGACGAUGCAGAUGAGAACAUGGUCGAGCCGACAGGACCACACACAGACAGCUCUUUCAGGGCUUACCUCACCUGGUACUUGCCUCGGACUUGGGCUCGUUUGGUCUUUCCUGACACGAACCCGCAGCCACACCAGGCGAGUCUUCGGGAUGGCUACGCCAAGCACCACGUGGAAGCACUAGCUGGCGCGUUUCGACUUUGCAACAUGAUGGAGGCGGACUGCUCCGCUUACCUCACGAGGGUGGAUCACAGUUCCCCUAUGACCCAGGUUGAGCAGAGAGAGGCAUGGUCCAGACACCGUGACCACUUGCGUACAGUACUGCACGACUUUGGUAGCCGUGUGGACUAUGAAGAGAGCCAAGGAUCGUCCCAGGCCUCGACGUCGUUCCCGUGUCCGGCGACGACGCACGAGCCGACCUCUCAGCCAGAUCAGGGACGCCAGUGGAACACUACUGCAGGUAACGUGGAUACUGAAUUUAAAUAAUAUCAAUUUUUGCUAUACUUUUACUAAUCG